Molecule: messenger RNA, 707 nt
Organism: Pterocles gutturalis (yellow-throated sandgrouse)
Lineage: Eukaryota; Metazoa; Chordata; Aves; Pterocliformes; Pteroclidae
Gene: YOD1
Product: YOD1 deubiquitinase
Exons: 1
Biological process (GO): protein deubiquitination; endoplasmic reticulum unfolded protein response
Cellular component (GO): nucleus; cytosol
Molecular function (GO): cysteine-type deubiquitinase activity
Source: RefSeq, a predicted model, not a curated record
GUGACACGCUGAUCGUUGAAGAGGACACAUCCAAACCCAAGGCUGACUCGCCCAUAGUUGCCAAAAGAACGAUGUCGAACUCGGUGAGGGAAACCGUGCCCGUGCUCCUGAGGAGGGUGGUUCCAGCAGAUAACUCCUGUCUCUUCACCAGCGUGUACUACGUGGUGGAGGGAGGCGUUUACGACCCAGCCUGUGCUCCGGAGAUGCGCAGCCUCAUAGCUCAGAUAGUAGCGAGUGAUCCUGAAUCUUACUGUGAGGCAGUUCUGGGGAAAACUAACAGGGAGUAUUGUGACUGGAUCAGAAGAGAAGAGACUUGGGGAGGAGCCAUCGAAGUGUCUAUUUUAUCCAAAUUUUACCAGUGUGAAAUCUGUGUGGUGGACACACAGACAGUCAGAAUUGACCGUUUUGGGGAAGAUGCCGGUUACACUAAGCGGGUCCUUUUAAUUUAUGAUGGGAUUCAUUACGAUCCCCUUGAGCGUAAAAUCCCUGACUCGGACAUCCCUCCCCAGACCAUUUUCUCCACAACUGAUGAUAUUGUUCUUGCACAAGCAUUGGAGCUGGCAGAUGAAGCCAGACGGAAGAGGCAGUUUACCGAUGUGAAUCGCUUUACGCUGAGGUGCAUGGUGUGCCAGAAGGGACUAACUGGACAAGUGGAAGCCAGAGAACACGCCAAGGAGACUGGACACACCAACUUCGGAGAAGUGUGA